AUGAACAUUGCUAAAUGCGCAGUCAUCACCUUUCACCGUUCCUCCGCUCCUAUACUGUUUGAUUACAUACUCAAUAACUCUGCUCUCAUUCGUAAAACUUCUAUUAGAGACCUUGGAAUCGUAAUCUCCCACAGUCUUGGCCCUGAAUCCCACAUUGAUGCCAUCACCACUAAAGCCUCUCGUAAUCUGGGAUUUCUGAUCAGAACUUCAAGAAGCGGACUGAGUGUUGCAGCUAUGAAGUUUAUCUUUACUGCUCUGGUGAGGUCAGUGCUUGAAUAUGGCAGCGUUGUCUGGUCGCCCUAUGAGGUUGGUCAUAUCCAGCAGCUCCAAAGUGUCCAGGAUCGCUUCUUGCGGGUGGUUGGAGUCAGAUGUGGAUUUGAAUGCAGAACUGUGCCAUUGGAGGAUUUGGGGAUUUCCUUGGGUUUGAACUCGAUUGUGAAGCGUAGACAACUUUUGGAUGUGGUUUUUUUUCCAUAA
Homalodisca vitripennis (glassy-winged sharpshooter) is the source of this 477-nucleotide messenger RNA. RefSeq lists its product as uncharacterized. The record is from RefSeq and is a predicted model, not a curated record. Lineage: Eukaryota; Metazoa; Arthropoda; Insecta; Hemiptera; Cicadellidae. The coding region runs from base 1 to 477 and encodes 158 amino acids. The transcript has a single exon.